Messenger RNA from Fusarium coffeatum, 1119 nucleotides. RefSeq lists its product as uncharacterized. The transcript is spliced from 5 exons. The record is from RefSeq and is a predicted model, not a curated record. NCBI's taxonomy places the organism in Eukaryota, Fungi, Ascomycota, Sordariomycetes, Hypocreales, Nectriaceae. Bases 1 to 1119 code for a protein of 372 amino acids.
AUGACUUUUAUUCAAAUGCCUGAUGGCUGGCUCCAGCCUCUUUCAAACCUCACUCUCCUUCCUAUCGCUAUUGUCAUAUCAGCCUGGGCUGUUACUAUCAUCGCAAAACAAUGGAUGCGGAGUCGCAAACAGCACCUACAACCGGCCACGAACGAAACAUCACUUCCUGAGAAGACGUCGAUUAUUGAGCCAUUGCAUAACUUUGACUGGAAGACAGCGCCUAGACGUCAACUGCGACCAUUCAAGCCGACAUAUCACAUCACGAUGGCUAUUCAGGCCAGCACACCUUCAGAGCUGAUUACCAUCGAUGAAGAUUAUGUCGAUCGCAUAACCCAACGACGUAGCAUCAUCGCUGCCCAUGGUUCAACUGUACAUGGUCACAUUCCCGAAGGCGACGCAGCCGUGCGCGAGCUCUACACAUAUCUCCUAUCCGAGCAACUCCCCAAGCGUUUCCCAGCCAUCUUCCGCCUUUCAAACGAUACCUCCACAUGCGAGAAUCUCGCUACGGGAAUGUCUUUUCCGACGGUCCCUAGAGGAGACGCAAAUGCCGCGCUACGUAUCCUUGGCGAGACGAUAGAAGAAGACCUCUUUCUCCUCCAACAGACCCCCGAGGGCCACCAGUCUAUAGCGUUCAUGUGCUGUUUUCCUUCUGGUUUCGAUCCUUCAGAGAAGUUAGGCAAGACUCUUGUUGAGAUUCAUGCUCCGGUUCCGUCGUAUGAGAAGAUCGGGUCUAGUAUGGAGAAGUUCUUUGCGAAGCUGGAGGUGGGAAAGAGUGUGAAGCGGACAAACUGGUCCGUUCAAACACAUACCGAGUUAUUCAAUUGUAAAGGCAAUCACAUAACAGGCGACGACACCUACGAGAACGACGAGAGCGUUGACAUCGAGAAGACGUUUCUCCGAAUUGAGCUUCAGACUUUGACCCGUCUACCAAAGACUCGCGCUAUCCUCUUCUCAUUCAAGACAUACCUCUACCCAGUUAAUCAGAUCAAGGAAGAGGGCCUUGGACCGGCUUUCGCGGACGCUAUUGAGGGUCUUGCUAAGGGCAAUGCACCUGGGAUGUGGACUUAUAAGAGUGCAGUUCGGUGGGGAAGCAGUGUGAUUGACUAUCUCAGAUCGUGA